Molecule: messenger RNA, 594 nt
Organism: Vittaforma corneae ATCC 50505
Lineage: Eukaryota; Fungi; Microsporidia; Nosematidae
Exons: 1
Coding region: 1-594 (197 amino acids)
Source: RefSeq, a predicted model, not a curated record
AUGUUUGUGUUACUCUUGCUUAUCCAUCUUCUGAACACAAAAGCCGCAGAGAUUCAUCCAUUAACAAAGCAAGACAUCACUUUAGACCACAGUAAAGCUGAUAGUGUGAAGAAACAGCCUUUUCUUGUGUUUAUUUACUACGAAAGGAAAGAUUUCAGCUGUCCACUCUGUGAAGAAUUUAAAGACGUACUACCCACUUUAAACAUACCCGUUAAGACUCUAAACUUUGCAGAAAAUGUUGAGCUUGGUUCAAGGUUUCUUCAGCACACAUUUCCAGCCUUUAUUGUUCGUUACUCAGGCAAAAGCUAUGUGAUCGAAGUACAGAGCACAGGCAAUUUAAGAGAAAUCAUAGACAACGAAAGCUGGAGAAUGAUUAAGCCUGUGCGGAGUAUCAUUGAUGUUAACUCUGCAUUUGCAAUUGCUUUUAGCAAAGCAAACAGGAUUAUAUUCUUUGGAAUCCAUGUAUUCUAUUAUAUGAUGAACUAUGUUCCGGACUAUGCUGUGAGUCUCUUCAUAGUCGCAAUAAUGUUCUUUCUUGUAUACUCGAUUAUUGAUGUGCUGGGAACCAAAAAUCCAAAAGAGAAGGCAUAUUGA